AUGGAAUUGAAACAAUUAUGUGAUCUAAAUCCUAAAAGUCUGUGGAAAAAAGCGAGUCAACCGAAUUUUGCAAGUCUUAUUUUAGAAGAAUAUUGUGGGAUCAUCAACGCACAAGUGUCAGGAACUUGGGAAGCUUUUGCGAAGCCAGAAAAUAAGGAAAAGAACCGAAACAACUUAGUUCCAUGUUGGGAUCACACUAGGGUUAAGCUAGCUGCCUAUGAAUCUGCAUCAGACUACAUUCACGCUAAUUAUGUUGACGGUUUUCAAGAUAAGAAGAAGUUCAUCUGUACUCAAGCACCGAAAACCAACACAUUGGUCGACUUCUAUCAGAUAGUCUGGAAUCAAAACAGCUGCAUCAUUAUCAUGCUGGUGAAUGUGACAUCCAGUUGCUGUCAGUAUUGGCUUUCAGAAGAAGAUGGCACUCUGCAAGUUGCACAGUACAUAAUCCGAACAUUGAAAAAGAAGACAUUCUCGAAUUACAUUGUGACAGAAUUAAGUGUCACUCAUGAAUUUAUUGAGCGUCAACGUAGAGUCUACCAUUUUUUGUACAUUGACUGGACGGAAGAUGGCAAUUUUAACGACGUGGGAAAAUUUUACAAGUUUGUGCUAACAAUCAACCAUAUGCGCAAGGUUGUACAAACAAAGAUGUUGAGUUGCUGUGAAAUAAUAGGACCUAUCAUUGUGCACUGUUGCACGGAAAUCGGAACAGCUGGAGUUUUUUGUGUGAUUGACUACGCCCUUCAUCAAUUGAAAAAAAGUGCAAAAAUAUCUUUACCAAAGAUCUUGAUAGGCAUCCGACAGCAAAGGCAUUCAAGUGUUGUUAUUCUAGAUCAAUACUUGUUUUGUUACCGUGUGGUGCUACAUUUUUUGGCAGAAACAAAUAAUCGACUGCGUGACAAAGAGAAAAUGGGUCUUCUGAGAACUUCGUAA
Messenger RNA from Cotesia congregata, 930 nucleotides. NCBI's taxonomy places the organism in Eukaryota, Metazoa, Arthropoda, Insecta, Hymenoptera, Braconidae. The record is from the annotation of a GenBank genome assembly.